Molecule: messenger RNA, 522 nt
Organism: Notechis scutatus (mainland tiger snake)
Lineage: Eukaryota; Metazoa; Chordata; Lepidosauria; Squamata; Elapidae
Gene: TMEM230
Product: transmembrane protein 230
Biological process (GO): synaptic vesicle transport
Cellular component (GO): synaptic vesicle; endomembrane system
Source: RefSeq, a predicted model, not a curated record
UGGGCGGCGCAGCUGCUCGGCGACCUGGAAGCGGCUCCGGCGAAGACUUCCUGGCGCAGGAAAGGCUGCCAUGGCUCGGCCCCGAAGGUUGUAGCUGGGAGGACUUGCCGCUUUCGCUGAAGAAGAUGCCGUCCAGAACGAAUUUGGCUGCUUCCAUCCCCAACAGCAAAGUAAAGUAUUCGAAGCUCGCUUGCACGGAUGAAGGAUACAUUGACCUGCAGUUCAAGAAGAGCCCCCCGAAAGUCCCCUACAAGGCGAUUGCGCUGGCCACGGUGCUGUUCCUGAUUGGGACCCUCCUCAUCAUCAUCGGCGCACUGCUCCUUGCCGGGUACAUUAGCCAAGGGGGAACCGAUCGCGCAGUUCCUGUCUUGAUCAUCGGAAUCCUGGUUUUCCUUCCGGGCUUCUAUCACUUGAGAAUCGCCUACUUCGCUUCCAAAGGCUACCGGGGCUACUCCUAUGACGAUAUCCCGGAUUUCGACGACUAGAAGGCUCCGAAAGGCCACGGCGCCAGAGAGAUGAUGC